Molecule: messenger RNA, 795 nt
Organism: Arachis ipaensis
Lineage: Eukaryota; Viridiplantae; Streptophyta; Magnoliopsida; Fabales; Fabaceae
Product: putative F-box protein At1g67623
Molecular function (GO): protein binding
Source: RefSeq, a predicted model, not a curated record
AUGAGCAGUUCAUUCCAUUUUGGCAGCGAGAGCAUCGUGUGUGAUAAUCUCCCCUUCCCCUAUUACCGAUCCCCCCUGGAAAAAAAAUCGGAGUCGCGAAGACGAAAGAGGCAGAAUAGGCGGAACCUCCGGAAAGAAGGGGCACGCACUCGUUCGAACCGAGUGUCUGCUAUCCUUCUUCCGUUUGACAUAUGGGUCAGUAUUGCAUCGAGAAUUGCGUCCACUUCAAUUCAGGAUCUGUUUAACAUGCAGGUGAGUUGCAGGUUAUUUGCAGCUAUAUGCAGUUCUGACGCUGUGUACAGGCAUGCCUUGGUAUCGGAUUUGCCCAUUGCUUGCUUCCUGUACUACUUUGGGCGGCCUACAAUGAGAUUUCUGCAUCAAUGCGCCACAGCGCAGAAUCUGGCUGCUCUGCUCUGGGUCGGGAUGACUGCUUUAUUCUGGCUUGGCCACCACAGACGUGGUAUAGAGACCCUUAUCGAGGCAGCAGAGGUGGGCAAUCUGGAGGCCUGCUAUGUCUCUGCGAUGCUGCUACUGUCGCUUGAUGACAAGGACGAGGAUGACAUCCGCCGUGGAUUUGAAUUUUUUUGUGUGGUCCGUGCGUCCGGGACAGUUGAAAGGUGCAGAGAGGUCUUCACGCAGGUGUUCACGGUCCCGUGGACGGAGAUGAACCUGGCGGACCCAAUAGAGCCCGUAGCAUGCCAUUCUGGCAAUUGCCUUACCCAUGGAACCAUGGAUGUUGCAAGCAAUUUGUCCAGUGUGUCGUGUGUGCAAUGCCUGGCCAAAUACGAUGUGUAG